Molecule: messenger RNA, 1612 nt
Organism: Selaginella moellendorffii
Lineage: Eukaryota; Viridiplantae; Streptophyta; Lycopodiopsida; Selaginellales; Selaginellaceae
Product: beta-glucosidase 44
Exons: 12
Coding region: 68-1552 (494 amino acids)
Biological process (GO): carbohydrate metabolic process
Molecular function (GO): beta-glucosidase activity
Source: RefSeq, a predicted model, not a curated record
UUUAUUCGACUGCUUCAAGCUUGAACACACAGAUAAGGUUUUAGACCUUAUAGUGAGACAAGACGAGAUGGAGUGCGUCUUGCUUGUGUUUCUAGGACUUUUUCUUGUCACCAAUGCAGCGUAUGUGAAUCUAUCUCGGGCCAGCUUUCCCAAAGGAUUUACGUUUGGAACAGCAACAUCAGCAUAUCAGGUCGAAGGAGCGGCUAAGAAAUAUGGAAGAGGACCGAGUAUCUGGGACGUUUUCAUCCGCACUCCAGGUAGAGUUCAGGAGAAUGCAACUGGAGAUGUGGCAGUGGAUGAAUACCAUCGAUACAAGGAAGACAUCGAUCUCAUGGCGGACCUCAACAUGGAUGCUUAUCGCUUCUCAAUAUCCUGGUCGCGCAUCUUUCCUGAGGGGAAAGGAAGAGUAAAUCGUUAUGGAGUAGCUUACUACAACAGGCUUAUAGACUACUUGCUCCUGAAAGGGAUCCAGCCUUAUGCCAAUCUCAAUCACUAUGACUUGCCAGAGUCACUUGAGAAGGAUUACGAAGGAUGGCUUAGUCGUGAAGUAGUGAAAGACUUUACAAACUUUGCAGAGUUUUGCUUCAAAACUUUUGGUGACCGUGUGAAGUACUGGACAACCUUUAACGAGCCGCGAGUUGUCGCUCAACUCGGGUAUGACAAUGGCCAAUUUGCACCUGGCCGAUGCUCAACACCUUAUGGAAACUGUACAGAAGGCAACUCCGCUACUGAGCCUUACAUUGUGGCUCACAACCUUUUGCUUUCUCAUGGCUCUGCCGCUCAAGUAUACAGAAAAAAUUACCAAGAGAAACAGAAGGGAUCCAUUGGAAUCUUAUUGGAUUUUGUGUAUUAUGAGCCAUUUUCAAACUCAACUGAAGACAUUGAUGCAGCUCAAAGAGGGCGAGACUUUCAUGUAGGCUGGUUCUUGGAGCCUAUCAUAAAUGGAUCAUAUCCCAAAACAAUGCAACAGUAUGUUGGCUCACGACUUCCAAAAUUCUCCAAGGAUGACAUUGAAAUGGUGAAGGGAUCGGUGGACUUUGUUGGUAUCAAUCACUACACAACGUACUAUGCAAAAGAUGCUGGCUCUCAAAAUCGUAACACCACUGAUUAUUUUCAAGACAUGAACAUCCAAAUGCUACAUGAUAGAGAUGGAGUUUCAAUCGGGCCACGAGCACACUCUACAUGGUUAUACAUUGUUCCCUGGGGAAUGUACAAAGCACUAUCAUACAUUAAAGAACACUAUGGAAAUCCAAAGGUUGUGCUUUCAGAGAAUGGAAUGGAUGAUCCUGCAAAUCUUACACUAUCUCAAUCGCUACAUGAUACAACUCGCAUCAAUUAUUACCAGAGUUAUAUUGAGAAUUUAGUUGCAGCAAUGAGGGAUGGAGCUAAUGUUCAUGGAUAUUUUGCUUGGUCUCUAGUGGAUAACUUUGAAUGGCUAUCAGGGUAUACAUCACGAUUUGGUCUCGUCUACAUUGACUUCAAGCACAAAGCACUCAAGAGGAUUCCAAAAGAGUCUGCAAAGUGGUUUAAAACAUUGCUAAAACGGGAUUAAGAUAUCACAAAUUCUUAUCUUUGGUUUUUUGUGCAUAUUAAUUUCUUGCAUAUUUCCUUA